Babjeviella inositovora NRRL Y-12698 is the source of this 1630-nucleotide messenger RNA. RefSeq lists its product as uncharacterized. The transcript has a single exon. Lineage: Eukaryota; Fungi; Ascomycota; Pichiomycetes; Serinales. The record is from RefSeq and is a predicted model, not a curated record. Bases 212 to 1492 code for a protein of 426 amino acids.
GUUGGUCCUCUAGCGACCUGGCCAUCACGUGAUCUAUAUGACCCCUCUCAAAUUUUCGCCUCCUGCACAUCCGCUGUCAACUAUUUCCAAGCAUAACACACCCGACGGUUGUUGGAGUUAGGAAGAUUUGUCACAUUGCACUUGUGGUACCCCAACGGAAUUUUUCAACAUCCUCUCGUACAAGGUUCCAAUCUAUACCCCCCCUUCAUAAAUGAACGAAGACCGUGAUAAUGGGAUUGCCUCACCGCAGGCGACCUACUCGCACCAGUCCACUAUGAACAACUAUUUCCAGAACAUCCCCAACAUCGAUGUCCAGAACGUUGUGAACGCGGUCAACUCUGCCUUGGCGGUCGAUCUCGACUCACUCAACAACCACCACGAUGAAUACCACGUGGCAAUCGACCCCACUAUUGGCGAAACCUCUGGGAACUACGGCUACACCGAGCUUCACAGCUUACCGAAAAUCGCCAAAAUCGCUCCAUCGGAAAAUGCCGAACCACACCUCAAGGGUGAGACCGUGAUGGGUCUCACACGAGACCUCCCACCGGGGGUGGACCCAAAAAAGAUGUGUCCGUUCUGCGGCCGAACGUUCUCCCAUCCCGGCUCCCUCGGACGCCAUAUGGACCUCAAGAAAGGAACCAGAUUACACCCCGCGGACGAGAUUGAGCGGUUGCGCGGAAACGUAAAACGUAGGGGCGACAAGGUGGAGAUCCAGAACAGACGGCGACUCCGUACAAAGGAGUACAAUUCGCGGCAGGAUGUGCGUGAGCGGAACCGGGUUCGAAGACGGCUAAAGGACCGGUCGAACCGGGCGCGGAACAUUUCGCAGAAAAUCUUUUUGAACAGGUUGGGAAACCCCACGUUUAGCAUAAACCCCACUUUUGCGCGCUUUGUCGUGUACUUUCUCCCGCCGUCCCAGUGGCCGCCGGAAUUGCCAAACCUGGACACAUUCAAGCACUUGACCAACUUGCUCUCGCCUACGGGCCACGGCUCAGCCGCGACUGCGAAAACCGCCACUGGCAGCAACAACAACGAUUUGCUCACCGAAUACUUCCACAAGCUUAACUAUGCAUAUGAGUCGUGGUCCGCAUUGGCGCACGCCGAGCAGCAAACCACGUGGACUAAAGAGAUCCGCGCCAGUAUGGAGGACACGUUGGGUGGCUUAUCGUUGUUUGACUUGGCGUCGCGCGAUAUCUGGAUUGAGGAGGAAUCGAAGCGGCAAGAGACGUUGUUGUAUGCGAAUGACAACUCUGAGGAUCGGAAUGAUACGGAUCCAGAGUUUGAGCGCGAGUCACAGUUGCAGCUGAAAGGCUUGUCCGACGACGAAUACUAUCCGAGUACGAGUGCACACGACGAGGCAUCCGCAGUCGCUUUGGCUGCCGCGGUAGCGGCUGCGGUUGCGAGUGAGGAGAACCAAACGAUCGCCAUGCAGGGUCUGGCAUACUUGGGCGAGAAGAGUAUGGACGAUAUAAUUAACGUGAAUGGAGAGUAGUGGGUGGUUAUGGUAUAUUACAAGAGGAUAUAACAUUUUCUUAUACACAUUGACUAAUAUCAAAUUCUGUUAGCUGACAAGAAACCCCAAACGUGGUUGUAGUUGAGGGGGUAAGUCGGUUUCUGAAAUGCUUUUUAC